Molecule: messenger RNA, 1044 nt
Organism: Contarinia nasturtii (swede midge)
Lineage: Eukaryota; Metazoa; Arthropoda; Insecta; Diptera; Cecidomyiidae
Product: putative odorant receptor 85d
Exons: 6
Coding region: 156-980 (274 amino acids)
Biological process (GO): sensory perception of smell; detection of chemical stimulus involved in sensory perception of smell
Cellular component (GO): plasma membrane
Molecular function (GO): olfactory receptor activity; odorant binding
Source: RefSeq, a predicted model, not a curated record
UUUCUUCGACGGUGAUAAGUACAUUUAUAGUCCUGAUCAUUUCUAUUGUGAAAGCCAAAAAAAUUCUUCAAAUAUUCGACAACUUCGAAAGUGCCAUUAAAAAACGUUCAGAAGAUGCAUCCUUGGCGGCAUAUUUUACGGCGUCAAUUGAAAAAAUGGAAAAAUUUACAAAAUGGUUUCUUUAUAGUUUCCAAAUAACGUUUGUAUUCUUGAUGCUGCCGACGCUGGUUAUCACUUUGUUUAUGUUUUUUACUAAAGGCCUGCGAACCGAGGACUAUCAAUUACCUUUUUAUGGCUGGCUACCAUUCAACUGGCGAACACCGAUUGGAUAUUUAAUCGCUUACGCUCUUCAAUGUGGAGGAGUUUAUUAUUUAUUCAUGCGUGUCGUUUUUGCUACUGGUUUUAUGGCGAUAUUUACUGCGAUGCUGGUGAUAUUUGCCGAAGAUGCUAAAGAAGAAGUGAAAAUUAUCAACGAAAUUAAUAAAACUAGUGGUAAUGAAAUAGAAACUAUAAAAAGAUUUCACGAAUUAAUUCAAUACCACGCCGAUGCAAAACAACUUGUUUCGGACUUCAACGAUAUUUAUGAAUAUAUGCUUCUUACAUUGUUAAUAUGGGGUGUUAUUAAUGUGUGUGGUACACUGCUCAUAAUUCAAAUUCAAUUGUCACAAGAACACACGGACUGGGCAUCGCUUGUGAUCAGUUGUUGGCAAUUAUUUUGGACAUUUUGUCUCUUAUUCUUAAAUUGUUACCGUGGUGAAGAAGUAACAGGUGCAUUUGAGGAAGUGGCCGAUGAGUUUUAUCAAUGUGAAUGGUUUUCGUUUCCAAACAAACUACAACGCAUUAUACCCAUUUUGACGAUAAAUGGUCAACAACCUGUCAAAAUAACAGCAUAUGGCGGUUACUCUUGUUCACACGAAAGAUUUCAAACGAUUGUCAAAGGUGGUUAUUCAUACUACACUAUUCUCCGUGAGUUCUACUGAAUCAAUCGCAUAUUUCUCGAUAUUGAGUUUUUAUGGAAUUUAACUAUACAUUUUUAAAAAAGCC